Molecule: messenger RNA, 1310 nt
Organism: Dermacentor silvarum
Lineage: Eukaryota; Metazoa; Arthropoda; Arachnida; Ixodida; Ixodidae
Exons: 10
Coding region: 168-1157 (329 amino acids)
Source: RefSeq, a predicted model, not a curated record
CGAAACCGUUAAAUGGCGCCACAUAAUAUGAGAGCGUGCCGAGAAAUUCUUGCGGCGUCUCUUGUAGCCCACGGAGACGUUGACGACCACUGUUUCGUGUUAGUCUGAAUUCAAGAGCCUAACCUGAUGAUUUUUGCGUUAUUCGGAGACGGCGCUUCCGGGCUGAUAUGGACAACCUAGCAACUUCGAAGUGGAAACCGGCGCUCUCUCGACUGAUGGCUAUCCUGAACAACAUUCAAGCACAGGUCGAUGCAGAGCGGCGAUUGGUGGACACUAUGAACGAGUUUUACCGACAGUUCAUCUCUGUACCUAUUACUGCAGAAGAAACAAAAGAAAACCAAGCCAAUACCCCUCAAAUGGACCUAACGCAAGCUAAGCAAAAACUUGGAGACUUCCUGGAGAAAGCUAACACGCUUCUAGCCAAAGCAAGACAGCUGAGGCAUGGAGACAGUGGAGACUGCAGCAGUAAAAAUGAAAGGCAUUCGACGAAAAUGAAAAAUGCCUCCACCAUGGUGUUGAAGAAAAUUGAGGACCGCCAGCCUGAUAAGCCCCAAGUUGCAGCAAAGGCAACUGUACCAAAGCAGACGACGCGUUCACGGAGUCGUUCAGCGGUCACGGUGAGGAAAGUGAGCAUCAUCAGAGAGCAGCCACGCUCGACAUCACAGUCACGAUGCCAGAGACAGCAUCGAGCAUCCAGUCCUUCGAAGAAAAGUGAUAAAGUUGCAUACAGAGAACUGCUAAGCACUCCCGAGGUUCAAGCACAACUGCGCGAGUUCUCCGCGCUAGUUGACGAAGCACGGAAGUGCGCUACGAAGGACACCGAUUGCCCCGAGCGACUACAGUUCCUGUCGGCGUAUGAUGCUGAGGAUACUGCUGCGGACAAUGCUGAAUCAAGUAAAAGUGAAGUGUCCUCGAUGCUGACCUCGCCGGCGUUCCCAUCGCGGGAGGAGUUCCGAAGCGAGUUUCGCACCUACAUUGAGAAGAAAUGUGCUGCCUUGGACAAGUGCAUUCUGGACUUUUGUGCCGAAACUAUUUUGCCACUCCUGGAAAGCACGCCGUGCCCAAACCGGGAAUACGCUGCCGUUGUGCAGACUUUUUACGGGAUCAUCUGUAAUAAGGGACGUCGUUUUCCAGCGUUUGUCGACUGUGAACAAUGACGGUGCUUCCUGUGUUCAUUGCCCGUGCUUCCAAAGUGUUGAACCAGCAGCAUUGAACAGUUCCAUGGAUUUUUUUUUUUUUAGGACUGCAUUUAUUGAUGGUCGAAUCUCUUUUGUAUUAAAGCUGCCAAUAAAUUAAGUGCUCAAAGCGCA